Solanum verrucosum is the source of this 1883-nucleotide messenger RNA. Its product is annotated as very-long-chain aldehyde decarbonylase CER1-like. Gene Ontology annotation, biological process: lipid biosynthetic process. Gene Ontology annotation, molecular function: oxidoreductase activity; iron ion binding. The coding region runs from base 6 to 1883 and encodes 625 amino acids. The transcript has 11 exons. The record is from RefSeq and is a predicted model, not a curated record. NCBI's taxonomy places the organism in Eukaryota, Viridiplantae, Streptophyta, Magnoliopsida, Solanales, Solanaceae.
GAUUAAUGGCUACUAAACCUGGCAUCCUUACAGAAUGGCCUUGGGCAUCCCUUGGCAACUUUAAGUACUUGGUAUUGGCACCAUUUGUGGGUCAUAGCAUAUACUCAUUCUUCAUGAGCAAAGAAGAAAGCCAGAGGGACUUUUCAUACAUAUUCAUAUUCCUCUAUAUAGUCAUGAGAAUGGUUCACCACCAAAUGUGGAUAUCCCUAUCUCGCUACAGGUCUGCUAAGGGUGAUAAUCGGAUUCUUGAUAGAAGCAUCGAAUUUGAUCAAGUUGACAGAGAAACAAACUGGGAUGAUCAAAUUAUACUUAAUGGAGUGGUGUUCUACAUUGGAUACCUGAAGUUCGCAGAGACUCAUCACUUGCCUCUUUGGAGGAUUGAUGGGAUCAUUAUAACUGCCUUGAUUCAUACCGGUCCUGUAGAGUUCCUCUAUUAUUGGCUACACAGAGCUCUGCAUCAUCAUUUUCUAUACUCUCGUUAUCAUUCCCAUCAUCACUCCUCCAUUGUCACCGAGCCUCACACUGCUGUUAUUCACCCAUUUGCUGAGAUUGUAACAUACUUAACGCUCUUUUUUAUUCCAUUAUCCACAACAAUAUUCACUGGGACUGCUUCUAUAGCUUCAAUUGUUGCUUAUGCCAUCUAUCUUGAUUUCAUGAACCUCAUGGGCCAUUGCAACUUUGAGCUAAUUCCAAAGUGGACGUUCUCUAUCUUUCCCCCUCUCAAGUACUUGAUAUAUACGCCUUCGUUCCACUCACUACAUCACACUCAAUUUAGAUCAAAUUAUUCACUUUUUAUGCCAAUGUAUGACUAUCUGUAUGGUACAGUGGAUAAGUCCUCAGAUACGUUGUAUGAAAAGUCACUUGAGAGGAAAGCUGAAUUGCCUGAUGUGGUGCACCUAACACAUCUAACAACCCCAGAAUCCAUUUACCAUCUUCGACUAGGAUUUGCAUCCUUGGCCUCAAAGCCUCACACUUCCAAGUGGUAUUUUUGGUUGAUGUCACCCGUCACCCUAUGGUCAUUUUUUAUUACUUGGAUUUAUGGUCACACAUUUGUUGUUGAGAGAAAUUUGUUCAGGAAUCUCAAAAUACAAACUUGGGCUAUCCCAAAAUAUAGUAUGCAAUACUUUAUGCAAUGGCAAAGAGAUACUAUUAACAAUUUGAUUGAGGAAGCAAUUAUGGAAGCGGAUCAGAAAGGCGUAAAAGUUUUGAGCCUUGGACUCCUAAAUCAGGAAAAGCAGGUGAAUAAGAAUGGUGAACUUUACAUAAGGAGGCAUCCUAAGUUGAAAGUGAAGGUGGUGGAUGGUAGUAGUUUAGCCGUCGCUGUAGUGUUAAACUCCAUUCCUAAAGGAACUUCCCAAGUGGUACUUAGAGGCCGUUUCUCCAAAGUUGCUUACUCUAUUGCCCUAGCCUUGUGCCAAGGAGGAACUCAGGUUAUGAUAGAUGGAGAAGAGUACAAGAGACUAAAAUCAUUACUUAAUCCUGAGGUUGCUACUAAUUUGGUCCCUUCAAAAUCUUAUGCAUCAAAGAUAUGGCUAGUAGGGGACGGAUUGAGUGAAGAUGAACAAUUGAAAGCACCAAAAGGAACAUUAUUCAUUCCUUUUUCACAAUUUCCACCAAGGAAAGUUCGCAAGGAUUGCUUCUAUUUCAACACACCAGCCAUGAAUAUCCCAAAACAUCUUGAAAAUGUAGACUCUUGUGAGAACUGGCUACCAAGAAGGGUGAUGAGUGCAUGGAGAAUAGCCGGGAUUUUGCAUGCAUUGGAAGGUUGGAAUGAGCAUGAAUGUGGUAACAAGAUGUUUGAUAUUGACAAAGUAUGGAAAGCAAGCCUUCGACAUGGUUUUAGCCCAUUGACCACGCCUUCUGCUAUUGAAGCAAAGGCUUAA